This is a messenger RNA of Schistocerca cancellata (South American locust), 5002 nucleotides long. RefSeq names its product midnolin-like. The record is from RefSeq and is a predicted model, not a curated record. Bases 252 to 1883 code for a protein of 543 amino acids. Lineage: Eukaryota; Metazoa; Arthropoda; Insecta; Orthoptera; Acrididae. The transcript has 7 exons. Gene Ontology annotation, cellular component: nucleus. Gene Ontology annotation, molecular function: protein binding.
GAUACGAGACUGGAUCGUGCCUCAGUCGCGGACGGAAGGUGGUGGGGUGCGGUACAAGUCCUAGGGAGUAGUGUAGUUAGUGCGGUUACUUUUUUUUUUUACGUUUAUUUUGUGAUAAUUUUGAGUUUUUCUACCGGACACUUGCUGGAAAAUUGUGCGCCGAGGCAGUAAAUAAGUAAGCUAUCCACGGCUAGUAAAGAGUGUGUGCGUGUGCUCCUUCGUGCGUGAGUGCGCGCAGACACACGCAGACAAUGGAUAGUGGCAGUGCGAGCAGCGGUGGAACGUCGGAAGCAGCGAAGCCGGAGGCUGCUGCGACUACGGCAACCUCGCCGCACCCGGGGUGUGGCUGCGCCGCGUCGGCGUCUGCGUCUUCCUCGUCGUCGUCAUCAAGCCUGACCGUCAGGGUCACCCCGACGACGGGCGGGCAGUUCGAUUUGCAGGCUUCGAAGACGGACACAGUUGAGACACUGAAAAAACUGAUUUCGAAAAAGCUGAAAGUGCCCAAGGAGCGCAUAUGCCUGUUACACAGGGACAGGCAACUGCGCGAAGGAACUUUGCAAGAAAACCAGCUUGUGGACGGUAGCAGACUAACCUUAUUACCCAGUGUCGAGACUGGUUUACUGGCGCAGCGGCCGGAGCAGAGCGUGAUGCAGGCCCUGGAGAGCCUCAACGAUUCACAGGUGAACGACUUCCUGUCCGGCAAGGCGCCACUGAACCUGACAAUGCGCCUGGGCGACCACAUGAUGCUGAUCCAGCUGCAGCUGUCGACGGUGACGCCGAGCGGCGGGCGGCGCUCCGGCGCGUCGCCGUCCACGUCGGGGGCGAGCAGCACGUCGCGGGUGGCGGCUCCCGCCGCCAGCACCUCCAGCGCCGCCCCCGCGCCCGCCGCCUCCCGGCACGCCCACUCUCACGCCCCCUCCACUUCCUCCUCCACCGCCGCCGCUAGCAAACCGUCGCCCUCGCCGUCGUCGUCCGCCGCCGCCGCCCCCGAGAUCUGCCGGUGCGACAGCUCGUCGUCCGCCUCCGGACCCGCCUCCGCUGCCGCGGCCGCCGCCAGACCCACGCUCGACACCCGAGCCCUUGCCGAGGCGUCGCGCAAUCUGACGCAGACGCUCAAGCAGCUGUCCUCAGAGGACAAUGCAAGAGCACGAAGACAAGGCGCUAUAAUAGAAUCCAUGCACCAUCAUGGCAAGGGAGUGUACUCGGGCACAUUUUCUGGUACCCUGAAUCCAGCACUUCAAGAUAGAUUCGGACGGCCGAAACGUGACAUCAGCACUAUAAUUCACAUUUUAAAUGACCUGCUGUGUGCCACCCCCCAGUACCGCCGACACGCAAGUCGUACACAACAACAACAGCAGCAGCAGCAACAGCAGCAGCAGCCACAACAGCAGCAGCAACACCACCACCAUCAUCACCACCACCACCAGCAGCAGCAACACCACCAUCAACAGCACCAGCAGCAUGCUGCAGGAUCACAUGCCAGUACCUCAGCAGCUGUUGCAUCUUCUUCAGCUGUGGCUGCAGCAGCAGCAGGAGCAGGAGCUUCUCCAGUGCCUGGAAAGCUAAUAACAACAGCCAACAAGGUUCCACAUGUAGCAGCUAUCCAGUCUUUAUCAGACGAAUCUGCAAACCUUUCUCGAGAGAACCAGGCGACUCGUGGCAAGAUGGAACACUUGCGCCUGAUCAUGGAAGAACGGCGAGCACGCAGACGUGCCAGACGCGAAGCUAGGGCCGCACCCUACACAACUCAGUGGUCUGCCAAGUCUGAGCAGCUGGCCCCACAGUCAGGUGUCGAGCCGAUGGAUACAACAAAUUCUGCAGAGCAGAGUGCCCCGAGUACCACUACUGCAGACGUGGGGCCACCUGAGCCUGUAGUAGCCUGACCUGCAGCAACUGUAGGUGUUCCUGUGUAAUGGGACAGGCACUGGUGCCUACCUGAGGAGCUAAAGUCUCUCCAGCUUGCAAAAGUUGGAGGUCAGUCACUCUGGUGUUUCUUGUGCUGCAGCCAAUACCACAGAAUUUUAUGUAUUCCGGUAAUUUCUUUGGUAGAUAUUAAUGAAACACUCGUCAAUGUGCAAGCUUUUAAAGUACUCGAUAGCCUGUUGUUCAGAGUUAAGACUUAAACACCAUUCACUUGUAGGAAGAUGCGAUUUGUAAUGUAAUGUGUGUUACAUGAAAACUGUGCUGUGAGGUUGUUUUCCUCUCAUUUAUUCCAAGAAGGCUACACUUUAUGUACUGUGCAAGAAUGAAUUAUGUAUAUUUAUUUGCUAUUCCUACUGAUAGUUUCCUAAUAAAUGUGUUCUUAGAUUUCUACCUCUGUUAUUAAAAGCUCAGAGUUGGGCUGCUGAAGUUUGAAGGACCGAAGUUACUCAUUUACUUAAUAAGCACAUCAGUUUAAAAAUAAGUUUCCUCUUUAUUUGCCGAUGUCUUUGUAUGUAUUUGCAGAUAACUUUAUAUGGGCCAUGCAUUUUAGUGUAAUAAAAGUUAUGUUAGAUUUGCUCUUUCCGGUGAAAACUCCUGGAGGUUAAAAAAUGACUAAAUGAAUAAAUGCUGAUAAAAAAGAAUGUUUAUGUAAAUUUUUCUUGGGUGUUUAUGCAUCUGGAGCUUAAAUCCAUUUCUGUUUGAGUGCUUGAAAAACUGUUAUUCAGUAUGAAAUUCUCUAGCUCCUGGACAAUGUUGUUAUAUUUCUGUAGUGUAAUCUAUCUGCUUUGAGAUACAGCUGUCUUUUGAGUAACAAUCAUUUAAGAAAAUACGCAGUUCCUGUGGCAGCAAUGAGGGAGUUGUACUGGAUGGAACUGAAGCAUUAUUAAAUGUUUUGUAAUGCUUGGAUUUUGUGUGCAUGUAUAGCUGCAUCCAUUAAAAGAUUUGCAUUAACUUCACAUCCUGUAAAAUUACUUGUGGAGGAAAAAAUAGCAAUGAGAGGAAAUACGACCAUGCUACUGCACUAAUAGAUCCCUUAGAUUUAAAAAUAAGAAAAAAAUGUUGGCAUCAUUUCAGGGUGAAAAUGAGGAUAGUAAAGCAUGUUUAAAUCAUCAUUUGCAUGAUCGAAGCGCCCCUCUUAAAAGCAUUGUUUCAAAAACUUGAGGAAAGCUCAAGCAUUGAGGCAGUGUGUGUGUGUGUGUGUGUGUGUGUGUGUGUGUGUGUGUGUGUGUGUGUGUAAAACCUGUAACAAGAGUUCAUGUAAAGUACUUUAUUUUUUUUUUUUUUUUUCCUUGUGAAGGGAAGAAAGUGAUUCAGAAAAUGGAGGUUUAUUCGUUUCUGUGAAUGUCAAGCCCAUCGAUAGUUUAGUGGAAGCCGCAUUCUGUGACUUUCCAUAUCAAUACUAGUUUGUGUCCCAAUUAGUUCAAAAGUUCUUGUGGAGUGACUCACUACAGUGAAUUUGUUUUAGAAAGUGGAGCAAGAUAUAUUAACAAUGUAUUAUACUGUAUAGUGUAAUGUAUUAUAUUACUGUAAUUGCAUUUCUGAAGAUGAAGAUGUCUGUAGAAUGUUUACAUAUAUUUAGUAUCAAACAGUCGUAUCUUGCAUUGUAUGUAUGUUUUAACUUUGCAUUCAUAUUUCUCGUGCAUUGUAAAACAGUUAGUAUGAGAGAGAUACAUAUAUUCAUUAUGUUGUUAAAUUUGUUUUAGUUUUAUGUAAUUUCAUUUUAAGAUGAAGAUAGUGAUGUACAAAUCAGUCCUAAAUGCUUUGUUUUAACUUAAAUAAUUUAACACUUUGUUGAAUACAACCAAGACAAAAGAAACUAGAUUUUUGUGAUGAAAUUCAAUAAAAAUACUUAUGGAAGGUGAACUUUUAAACCAACAAAGAUUUAUUUAAUCUGAAAGCUUUUCUGUUAAGACUGUUUGACAGAGGUACAUUAAAGUGUGAUAUAUAACAACAUAUAAACCAGGAGCCCAGUACACUCUAAGCUUUAUGUAAACAAUAUAAAGGAGAGCUUUAUCUGUUCAAAUUGUAAUUCGCUUGCCUUUGUCUAAAUAUUUAUAAUACACUACUCUUCUACACUGGCAAAUUGUUUUUAAUUUGACUGGUAAUGUGGUUAAGAUUUAAGAAAGUAGUAAUGCAUGGAAUAUCAGUUACUGGAAAGGUUGGAGAGGUUAUUAAUCAAAGAACACUCUCACAUGUAUAACACCAGUACCCCUGCUAUAUUCUCUGAGAAAGUUGCAAACAUUGCUCAGACUUAAAUAGAAAGUCUGUGGUCUUACUCAAAUUGUCUACCUCCAGACUUACUCAAUAAAUAUCAGGAAGAGAGGUAAAUCAGUAGAUUUGUCAAAUCAUAGAUAAAGUUAAGUUGAAUUUCACCAUAAAUUUAAGUUUCUUUAAAAAUUUAAAACUGCAUGUGCUUUCAUGUAUCAUGAAAGUACUGCUUCACAGCUGCAUAGUAAGAAAAAAAUAUAUAUAUAUUAGUAUGGAAUUCAGAAUAAUUCUGGUGUAGAUGAGUGGAAGCUUUCUUCACUCGUUACUUGGGUUUCUCUAGCUUGUAGUGAAAUACAUCUAACAUCUGUAGAGCAUUGUAGUCAUGGAAUCAAAUUCAUACACAAUCGCAUUUUAAGAAUGGUUGUUCAAGUAGGGUAACAAAUAGUGUAAUGGUUAUUGGCAUUUAGUUCCUGGAAAUAAUUUUCUUUAAUUUUGUAAAUAAAUCAGUUAAAGCGACAAAUCACUUUAGUUGCUUAAAGUGAGAGAUACUGGCCGUUUUCAUGUCAUACAUUAUUAUAGCUACUAUUAUUUGUGAAUGAAGUUCAGUGACCAGUUCACAUAUUAAAAUGAAAGAAAUUGUGAGAAUUGUGCUGUGAUUUCUUUUAGUCUGGAAUAAAUCAACCAUAUAAUCCCAUUUAGCAGUUAAAGGAUAUAUGUGCCGAAGUGGAAACUGGACAAUGUUGUGUUCAAAGGUCAUGUAGAAGUAAGGCAUAUUUUUACGAUAAUAAAUUAUGGAGAUAACUUACACUGCAAGGCAAUUGUUCUUCACUUUACGUCGAUUAGAGUAAAUAAAUUUUGUUCUUCCUGGUUU